Tigriopus californicus is the source of this 2285-nucleotide messenger RNA. It is a transcript of the gene Uba2, whose product is annotated as SUMO-activating enzyme subunit 2-like. The coding region runs from base 227 to 2149 and encodes 640 amino acids. The transcript has 7 exons. Gene Ontology annotation, biological process: protein sumoylation. Gene Ontology annotation, molecular function: SUMO activating enzyme activity. Gene Ontology annotation, cellular component: SUMO activating enzyme complex; cytoplasm. The record is from RefSeq and is a predicted model, not a curated record. Lineage: Eukaryota; Metazoa; Arthropoda; Copepoda; Harpacticoida; Harpacticidae.
GGUUUGGGUUGAAACUUGCAGAGUGGUCGUGGACUCGCCAGCCGUGUUCAUCAUAUCUCCGCAUCGUUGGUCAGAAAAACGAACAUAUCCCCCGCAUCUCUCUCUUUCUCUUUCUCUUUGUGGGUCUCUCGGCAUCGUCGAUAUCCGCUGAAGGAAGUGUGGGCUGACCGUUGAGCUUGGAGUGGCUGGCUGGCUGACUCGCCCGCUCGCUCGCUCUUGAGUUGCCAUGGCCGUGGAUUAUUCCGUGAGUGGAACACGUGGAGCGGCCGGCUCUUCCGCCUCGUCCUCCUCGUCUAUGGGUCCGCCCGCCUGGGGUGUGCGUAGAUCCCGGGGGUGGGCGGGUGAGGCGUCCGUCUUGAUGGUGGGCGCGGGAGGGAUCGGAUGCGAAUUGCUCAAGAAUCUCGUCUUGGCUGGAUUCCACCAACUCGUGAUCAUCGAUUUGGACACCAUCGACGUGACCAACUUGAAUCGGCAGUUCCUGUUCCAAAAGCGCCAUGUGGGCCAAUCCAAAGCCCAGGUGGCCCGUGAGGCCGCUCUGGCCUUCUGUCCCGAGGCCAACAUUCGGGCCAUCCAUGACUCCAUCAUGAGCCCGGAUUAUGGCCUGGAGUUCUUCCAACAGUUCCAGUUGGUCCUAAAUGCCUUGGAUAAUCGCGCGGCUCGCAGUCACGUGAACCGCAUGUGUCUGGCGGCCAACGUGCCAUUGGUCGAGAGCGGCACGGCCGGUUAUCUGGGCCAGGUCACCGUCAUCCGGAAAGGCGUGACCGAAUGCUACGAGUGCACGCCCAAACCUCAUGCCAAGACCUUUCCCGGCUGUACCAUUCGCAACACGCCCUCCGAGCCCAUUCAUUGCAUCGUGUGGUCCAAACAUUUGUUCAAUCAAUUGUUCGGGGAAACAGACCCCGAUGAAGAGGUCUCACCCGAUGCCGCCGACCCUGAAGCCAAUGAGAAGACCGAAACCCCGGCCAGCGAUCCACCUGAAGCCGUGUCGGCCGACUCCAGUGAGAGCAAACACGCCCAAAAUGGCAACGUGGUCCGCAUCUCGACCCGGCAAUGGGCACAGGACCUGGGCUACGAACCCAAAGCCUUGUUUCAAAAGUUCUUCUUCGACGACAUCCAAUAUCUGUUGAGCAUGGAGAAGCUCUGGAGCAAACGCAAGGCCCCCGUUCCCAUGGAUGCCCACAGCUUGGCCCUUCAGGCCCCCGACGAGCCGCCCAAUAAGGGCCAAUCCUUCGACAUCCAAGACCAGGCUGUUUGGUCGAUUGCCAAAUGCUUCGAGGUGUUCCAAUCCAGUGUGCUGGCUCUCAAGAGCGAGCUCGCGCAGAAAGCCGAAGGCGACCAUCUGGUGUGGGACAAGGACGACGAGGCGGCCAUGAACUUUGUCACGGCGUGCUCGAACAUUCGGGCCGAGAUCUUUCACAUCCGACGCCAAUCCCGCUUUGAUAUCAAGUCCAUGGCGGGGAAUAUCAUCCCUGCCAUCGCCACCACCAACGCCGUCAUCGCUGGUCUCAUCGUACUGGAGGCCUUCAAGAUCUUGGCUCACCAGCCCGACACGUGUAAAACGGCCUUCCUGACCCGAAAGCCCAAUCCUCGUGGGAAGAUCCUCGUUCCCUGCCAAUUGAACGCCCCCAAUCCCAAGUGUUACGUGUGUGCCGACAAGCCCGAGGUGUCGGUCAAACUCUCCUUGGAGAAGACCACCUUGAAGAUGCUGGAGGAGAAGAUCCUCAAGGGCGCGUUGCACAUGGUGGCACCCGAUGUGGAAAUCAUGGGCAAGGGGGUCAUUCUCAUCUCGAGUGAGGAAGGUGAGACCACGGCCAAUGCGGACAAGACCUUGAGAUCCUUCGGCCUCACUUCCGGCACCAUUUUGGAGUGCGACGACUUUCUCCAAAACUACAACCUGAAAUUAUUCCUGUUCGAUAUCGAGGAGGACUCGGAAGAGGAAUUCAAAAUCAUCACGGACAUCUCUGAACUCAAGGCCAAGGAUGAAGAUGAGCCUAAGACGAACGAAGGAACCGCAGACCAGCCACAAACAGACGAACCCGAAGGUCAAGGCGAUCGCAAGAGAAAAGCCGAGCAUGAAGCUGCCAUUCCUAUCAAGAAGAAAAAGGUCGAAAUAGUCUCCGACAACCAAGAUUUGGUGUGCAUAGAUUGAAACGAGCGGCGAAAAGAAAAGUAUUAAUACUGGCUAACAAAUUUCUCCAUACUCGGACGAGUGUGUAUGUAUGUAAUAUGUAUGUUUUAGAACCAAAAAAUAUGAAUCAUCGGGAACACAAGUUGAAUUCGAGUUA